This is a messenger RNA of Ylistrum balloti, 2349 nucleotides long. RefSeq lists its product as uncharacterized. The record is from RefSeq and is a predicted model, not a curated record. The coding region runs from base 599 to 1840 and encodes 413 amino acids. The transcript is spliced from 2 exons. Gene Ontology annotation, molecular function: glycosyltransferase activity. NCBI's taxonomy places the organism in Eukaryota, Metazoa, Mollusca, Bivalvia, Pectinida, Pectinidae.
UCAGAGGUGGUUCGUCUGCCAAACUGUAUUAAUAAUACUAUUAUGUGGACUAAAUGAAAUUACAUCAAUGGCCAAGAUCUUUCACCUUACAGAUAACCACCAGGAGACUAAAAGAUUUUAUCAUCUUGGAAUUGCCCAGUGUUUGAUGCAAUAAUAAAAAAACCCAUUUACAAACUAUGGGAAUAAAGAGACCUUAAAAUCUGCAACAAAUGGCAUAGUCGUAGAAACUUUCCACAGCUGGUGGAUAGAGACAACUUCAUGAAGAAAGAGAAAGAGAAAUUUGUCUUCAGAAUCAGAACGUUUGUUUCUUGAAAUUGAAACCAACAAGUAAAAAAAAUCUUUGGAGUUUGUUGCAAGAUGUUUAUAUGUCUGAAAAAAAAACCUUUUGUAAAACAAGAAUUCAUCUGGGAUUAGUUUGAUAGCAGCAAACUAUCAACAUCAGUAUUUGAUGGUGUGGCUGGUGGCUACUUCUAUAAAAGUUUUUCUUGAGAAGCAUUAAAAAAAAAAAAACAUCUUAAGCAAGCAAAACUUACAAUGCAUCAUGAUUUAUUAAGAAGAUGAAAUUGAUACAUUAAAGAACCAGAUUACUCAAUUAACAAUGGUGAAAUUAAAUCUGAAGUGUUGGAUUAAAUGUUUUUUCCCUUUCCUGGUAGUAUUUUUAUUUAUAAUCACAUUCAUGCAUAAGCGCUUGCUUAACCUUGAACAAUUAAAACACCAGGUGUAUUACCUUUAUUGGGUACAUGAUGUUGAUGUGGAUGAGGAAUGGCUGCAGCAGCCUACACAGAUGUGUGAUGGCCAUUUUACGGGAUAUGGCAAUGAGUUUGCUGUUCUGAGAGAUGUAGAGUUUUCCCAGGAUAUGAAAUUCAAAAUGAAAUGUGCUUCCAGAAACAAUCAGAAUUAUCAAUUCACAGAUGGAAUGGGUGCAAAAAAUCAUUUGAACCAGUGGUUUAAAGCUCUGGAAGACAGUUCUGUCACUAAAAGUAAAACUAUUCAGAAAAAGAAAACCAUUUUUGUGUUGAGAUACGAAUAUGCAAAUCUUUACCACCAGAUGACUGACUUUUACAAUGCUUUUCUCAUAGCAAAUCUAUUGAAAAUUCCACCAGAUGACUUGGAUGUGGUGUUGAUGGAUCAAAAUGCACCUUCUGUUCUUGAUAAAACUUGGGAUGUCCUUUUUGGGGAUGUUCAGAAAAUUAAAGAUAUCAAUGAACCAGUUGUUUACAAAGAGAUGAUUUGGGCUGUAAUAGGAUACAACAGUCCAAUGAAUUUUCAUUCACUGUAUUCUUUGCCAUAUGGCGAUGAAUUUUCACAAUUUUUUAAAGCUAGAUACAAUGCUGGGCCCAAAGUGUUAGAUUGCGCAGGUGUUUCAAUACUAUUUGUGUGGCGUAGGAACUAUGUUGCUCAUCCAGGAAAUCCAUCUGGAUCAAUCUCGAGGAAAAUUAAAAAUGAGAAAGAACUAAUUGAUGCAGUACAGGAAGUCUUUCCAGGCCACAAUGUUGCAGGAAUACAACUGGAUGAACAUGAAAUUAAUGACCAAGUGAAAUGGGUGUCACAGACAGACAUUCUUGUGGGUAUGCACGGAGCUGGUAUGAGUCAUAUCAUGGAGUUACCUCACCAUGCAGGAGUUCUAGAACUCUUUCCAACAUAUAAGGCUAAAACUAAUCGACACUUCAGGGCUAUGGCUCGAUGGAGAGGACUGCGUUAUAGGAGCUGGCAGAAUUUAAACCCCAAUAAUGAGUUCAAAGGUCAAUAUACACGUAUACCACCAAUUGUUGUGACACAUCUUCUCCUAAGUCUGUAUACAGAUAUGUGUGGCCCUCUAAAGAUUCCUGCAAAAUCAUGAAAUUAACAUAUCACAUAGUUGAAUUUUAUUUCACCAACUGAGCUUCAUCUCCAUUCUAAAUGUAAAUAUCUUUAUGUAAUAAAGAUGUCUGUAUUAUAUACAUAGCUGAGGUACCUACCAUGUACAAAAUCUACAAGUAAAGUCAUAUAAUGAUGAUUACUUAUAACAAUGCUGUAAAACCAAACAAUUAACUGUCAUGUGUGUUUUUGUUUAGGGAAUGAUUGUCUGUAUAAUAAAGGGUUUUAAUGGUUUGAAGAGGGAAAAGAGUAAAGAAUUAACAACAAGCAGACAAGAACAUUGAAAUAACAUUGACUGAAAGCAAAUUAAAGUUGGCAGAUAUAAAGAGUAGUGUUACACAGGAUGUCAUUUUAUGUCAGUUUUGCUGUAAAUAUUUCAGCUUUAAGAAAAAUUGAUUUUUAUAUACUUUCACAACACUUUGUUUUACAUUUCAUUACAUAGAUUACAUAACUUACAAUUAUUUUGUAUUUUAAUUUCAGUUCUGGUAUAAU